AUGAAUGAGUCAAUUGAAUCAACAUCUUCAAAUACAUCAAUACAACCACAACCUGAAUCACAAUCUAUAACGCAACAAAAUUCACAUUCUGCGCCACAUCAUCAUCAUCAUCAUCAUCUACAUCAUGUUCAUCAUAAUCAACAUUCUCAUCCAACUAAUCCUCAUCAUCAUCAUCAUAUAGUACAUCAUCAUCACCAUCCACCACAUCAACAUCACAAUCAUAACAAUGUUCAAAACAAUAACAAUAAUAUUGAUAAUACUGAUACCAACAAUGUCAACAGUAACAUCAGCACCACCAAUAACAGCACUAAUAUUAAAAAUAACGUAGAGACUUCAAAUUUGAACUCAAUUAUACCAAUAAAUCAUACAACAAAACUUACAAAUUCACGACGUAUCCCUAAAUUAAAUAUAGAACCAAUAGAAAAUAUCAUAAAAGAAUUAUUUCCACAUAGACGAUUUUUAGGUACAAUAACAUAUAAUCCAACGACAACAUGGGAAACAAUUCAAACAUCAAAUUUAUAUGGAAUAAGUAAACAAUUACAUCAAAGAUUUGAAGAAAUUAAAAAAAAUUAUAUAAAAAGAUUAAACAAUCACGACCAAAUUUUAUAUAAGAAAUAUAUUCCAUGUAUACCUCCACUACCUAAAGAAUAUAUAAAUAGUAUAAUUGAAAUUAAAAUUCCAUAUAGAUUUAUAAUUGAAUUUAAACAAGAUUUAAAUAAUGAAAUUUUAAAUAGAGAAUUAUGGGGUGGUGCAAGUGGAAUAUAUACUGAUGAUUCAGAUAUUUUACAAGUUUUAUUACAUAUGGGAUUUUUCAAUAAUACAAUAAAUUUAAAAGUGUGGAAUAAAAAAUGGAAUUCUAAAGAUAUUAUAAAACCAAUAUAUUUUGAAAAUUAUGAGUCACUAAAAAUUAAAAGAACCAGUCUGGAUAAAAACAAAGAAAAUCAAGAAGAAAACCCAAAAGAAAACCAAGAAGAAAAUAAUACCAACAAAGAAGAAAUUCAAAUGAUUGAUGAUGAAGUAUAUGGAGAUUUAUCAGUACAAAUUUUACUUUUACCACCUUUACCAAAAUAUUAUGGAUUUUUUGCAAAUGGUAUAAAUUCAAGAUCUUGGAAUAUUGAACAACCAAAGAAUCAACAACAUAAUGGUUUAAGUUUUGUUAUUUAUAAUAUAAAUUGGGAGAAAAGAAAUUCUUUUUUACAAAAUAAGAUAUUUCAUGAAUUAGUUCAAAAUGAAAAUUAUAAUGAUUUUGAUAAUGUAUAA
This is a messenger RNA of Lodderomyces jiufengensis, 1260 nucleotides long. RefSeq names its product Rxt3p (gene RXT3). The coding region runs from base 1 to 1260 and encodes 419 amino acids. Lineage: Eukaryota; Fungi; Ascomycota; Pichiomycetes; Serinales; Debaryomycetaceae. The record is from RefSeq and is a predicted model, not a curated record. The transcript has a single exon.